Molecule: messenger RNA, 4331 nt
Organism: Artibeus jamaicensis (Jamaican fruit-eating bat)
Lineage: Eukaryota; Metazoa; Chordata; Mammalia; Chiroptera; Phyllostomidae
Gene: RAD50
Product: RAD50 double strand break repair protein
Exons: 25
Coding region: 292-4230 (1312 amino acids)
Biological process (GO): double-strand break repair; telomere maintenance via telomerase; chromosome organization involved in meiotic cell cycle
Cellular component (GO): condensed nuclear chromosome; nucleus; Mre11 complex
Molecular function (GO): G-quadruplex DNA binding; single-stranded telomeric DNA binding; ATP hydrolysis activity
Source: RefSeq, a predicted model, not a curated record
ACUGCGGCGUAUACCGGCGCAAGCCGUAGCGACUCACGUGACUCGCGGGGCACCAGUGGCGGGAAUCUGUGAGUGGGCGCUGACGUGGGGUUCUUCAGCCUGUGUUUUGUGUCUGCCGUGGGCAUCCCCGGCGCGACCCUCACCAGCUCUUUCCCCCAGACGGGAAGUAAGUCGGCGUGGGAGGAAGGUUCCAGCGAGAGCCUUCGCUCCCACCCGGACCCUCUUGGCCCGGGCUCUCCCAGCUCCGCUGAACCUUGCUGGAUCAUUGGUGUUGAGAUAAAAUUGACAAACAUGUCCCGGAUCGAAAAGAUGAGCAUUCUGGGCGUGCGGAGUUUUGGAAUAGAGGACAAAGAUAAGCAAAUUAUCACUUUCUUCAGUCCCCUCACAAUUUUGGUUGGCCCCAAUGGGGCGGGGAAGACGACCAUUAUUGAAUGUCUAAAAUAUAUUUGUACUGGAGAUUUCCCUCCUGGAACCAAAGGAAAUACAUUUGUUCAUGAUCCCAAGGUUGCUCAAGAAACAGAUGUUCGAGCCCAGAUUCGCCUGCAGUUCCGCGAUGUCAACAGCGAGCUUGUGGCUGUGCAGCGGUCCAUGGUGUGCACUCAGAAGGGCAGAAAGACCGAGUUUAAAACCCUGGAGGGGGUCAUUACCAGGACAAAGCAUGGUGAAAGGGUCAGUCUCAGCUCUAAGUGUGCGGAACUUGACCGAGAGAUGAUAAGUUCUCUUGGGGUUUCCAAGUCUGUGCUAAAUAAUGUUAUUUUCUGUCAUCAAGAAGAUUCUAAUUGGCCUUUAAGUGAAGGAAAGGCUUUGAAGCAAAAAUUUGAUGAAAUUUUUUCAGCAACAAGGUACAUUAAAGCCUUGGAAACACUUCGACAGGUGCGCCAGACACAAGGUCAGAAAGUAAGAGAAUGUCAAACAGAACUAAAAUAUCUGAAGCAAAAUAAGGAAGAAGCUUGUGAGAUUCGUGAUCAGAUUACUAGUAAGGAAGCCCAGUUAACAUCUUCAAAGGAAAUUGUCAGAUCGUAUGAGAAUGAACUUGAUCCAUUGAAGACUCGUCUAAAAGAAAUUGAACAAAAUCUCUCUAAAAUAAUGAAACUUGAUAAUGAAAUUAAAGCCUUGGAAAGCCGAAAGAAGCAAAUGGAGAAAGAUAAUAGUGAACUGGAACAGAAAAUGGAAAAGGUUUUUCAAGGGACUGAUGAGCAACUAAAUGAUUUAUAUCACAAUCACCAGAGAACAGUAAGGGAAAAAGAAAGGAGAUUGGUAGACUGUCAGCGUGAACUGGAAAAAUUAAAUAAAGAAUCGAGGCUUCUCAAUCAAGAAAAAUCAGAACUACUUGUUGAACAGGGUCGUCUACAGCUGCAAGCGGAUCGGCAUCAAGAAAACAUCCGUGCUAGAGAUUCAUUAAUUCAGUCUUUGGCAAUACAGUUAGAAUUGGAUGGCUUUGAGCGUGGACCAUUCAGUGAAAGACAGAUUAAGAACUUUCACAAACUUGUGAGAGAGAGACAAGAAAAGGAAGAAGAAACUGCCCACCAACUGAUGAAUGACUUUGCAGAGAAAGAAACUCUGAAACAAAAACAGAUAGAUGAGAUAAGGGAUAAGAAAAUUGGACUGGGAAGAAUAAUUGAGCUAAAAUCAGAAAUCCUCAGUAAGAAGCAGAACGAGCUGAAAAAUGUGAAGUGCGAAUUACAGCAAUUGGAAGGAUCUUCAGACAGGAUUCUUGAACUGGACCAGGAGCUCACAAAAGCUGAACAUGAGCUUAGCAAGGCUGAGAAAAACAGCAAUGUAGAAACUCUAAAAGCAGAAGUAACAAGUCUUCAAAAUGAGAAAGCCGAUCUAGACAGAAUCGUGCGUAAACUGGACCAAGAGAUGGAGCAGCUGAACCAUCAUACAACAACGCGCACCCAGUUGGAGAUGCUGACCAAAGACAAAGCUGAUAAAGAUGAACAAAUCAGAAAAAUAAAAUCUAGGCACAGUGAUGAAUUAAAUUCAUUGUUAGGGUAUUUUCCUAACAAAAAGCAGCUUGAAGACUGGCUUCAUAGUAAAUCAAAAGAAAUUAAUCAGACCAGGGACAGGCUUGCUAAAUUGAACAAGGAACUAGCUUCAGCUGAGCAAAAUAAAAAUCAUAUAAAUAAUGAGCUAAAAAGGAAGGAAGAGCAGUUGUCCAAUUACGAAGACAAGCUGUUUGAUGUUUGCGGUAGCCAAGAUUUUGAAAGUGAUUUAGACAAGCUUAAAGAAGAAAUUGAAAAAUCUUCCAAACAACGAGCCAUGCUGGCUGGAGCCACAGCAGUUUACUCCCAAUUCAUUACUCAGCUAACGGACGAAAACCAGUCCUGCUGCCCCGUCUGUCAGAGAGUUUUUCAGACAGAAGCCGAAUUACAAGAAGUCAUCAGUGAUUUGCAGUCCAAACUGCGGCUGGCUCCAGAUAAACUCAAGUCAACAGAAUCAGAGCUAAAGAAAAAAGAAAAGCGGCGAGACGAAAUGCUGGGGCUCGUGCCCAUGAGGCAAAGCAUAAUUGAUUUGAAAGAGAAGGAAAUGCCAGAAUUAAGAAACAGACUGCAGAGUGUCAAUAGAGACAUACAGCGCCUAAAGAAUGACAUAGAAGAACAGGAAACACUCUUGGGCGCAAUAAUGCCAGAAGAAGAAAGCGCUAAAGUGUGUCUGACAGAUGUUACAAUUAUGGAGAGAUUUCAGAUGGAACUUAAAGAUGUUGAAAGAAAAAUUGCACAACAAGCAGCUAAGCUGCAAGGAGUAGACUUGGAUAGAACUGUUCAACAAGUAAAUCAGGAAAAACAAGAAAAACAACACAAAUUAGAUACAGUUUCUAGUAAGAUUGAAUUGAAUCGUAAGUUUAUACAGGACCAGCAGGAACAGAUUCAGCACCUGAGAAGUAUAACAAAUGAACUUAAAUCGGAGAAACUUCAGAUAUCCACUAACUUACAACGUCGUCAGCAACUGGAGGAGCAGACUGUGGAGUUAUCCACCGAAGUUCAGUCCUUGUACAGAGAGAUAAAGGAUGCUAAAGAACAGAUAAGCCCAUUGGAAACCACACUGGACAAGUUCCAUCAGGAAAAAGAAGAAAUAAUUUGCAAAAAAACUACAAAUAUCAAAAUAACACAGGAUAAAAUAAAUGAUAUCAAAGAGAAGGUUAAAAAUAUUCAUGGUUAUAUGAAAAACAUUGAGAAUUAUAUUCAAGAUGGGAAAGACGACUAUAAGAAGCAAAAAGAAACUGAACUUAAUAAAGUAAUAGCUCAACUAAGUGAAAGCGAGAAACACCACGAAAAGAUAAAUAAGGAAAUGGGAAUCAUGAGACAAGAUAUUGAUACACAGAAGAUACAAGAAAGAUGGCUGCAGGAUAACCUUACAUUAAGAAAAAGAAAUGAAGAACUGAAAGAAGUUGAAGAAGAAAGAAAACGACAUUUGAAGGAAAUGGGUCAAAUGCAGGUUUUACAGAUGAGAAAUGAACAUCAGAACUUGGAAGAAAAAAUAGAUAAUAUAAAAAGAAAUCACAGUUUGGCAAUAGGGCGACAGAAAGGUUAUGAGGACGAAAUUAUCCACUUUAAGAAAGAACUUCAAAAACCUCAAUUUCGAGAUGCUGAGGAAAAGUAUAGAGAAAUGAUGAUCGUUAUGAGAACAACGGAGCUUGUCAACAAGGAUCUGGACAUUUAUUACAAGACCCUCGACCAAGCAAUAAUGAAAUUUCACAGUAUGAAAAUGGAAGAAAUCAAUAAAAUCAUUCGUGACCUUUGGCGAAGCACCUAUCGUGGACAAGAUAUUGAAUAUAUAGAAAUCAGGUCUGACGCCGACGAAAACCUGUCAGCCUCUGAUAAACGGCGGAACUACAACUACCGCGUGGUGAUGCUGAAGGGGGACACGGCCUUGGAUAUGCGAGGACGGUGCAGUGCGGGGCAAAAGGUGUUGGCCUCCCUCAUCAUCCGCCUGGCCCUGGCGGAAACAUUCUGCUUGAACUGCGGCAUCCUUGCCUUGGAUGAGCCAACAACAAAUCUUGACCGAGAAAAUAUUGAAUCUCUUGCACACGCUUUAGUUGAGAUAAUAAAAAGUCGCUCACAGCAACGUAACUUCCAGCUUCUGGUAAUCACUCACGAUGAAGAUUUUGUGGAGCUCUUAGGGCGUUCUAAAUAUGUGGAGAAAUUCUACAGAAUCAAGAAGAACAUUGAUCAGUGCUCAGAGAUUGUCAAAUGCAGUGUUAACUCCCUGGGAUCUUAUGUUCAUUAAAAAUACUCAAGAUUUAAUUGUCUUGGAAACACCGGUCCUCAGGCAACUGCUUAUUUCUGGAAUCAGCUGAGUCAGUAAGCAAAUAUAUUCUUUGAAAGUAA